Messenger RNA from Knipowitschia caucasica, 813 nucleotides. The record is from the annotation of a GenBank genome assembly. Lineage: Eukaryota; Metazoa; Chordata; Actinopteri; Gobiiformes; Gobiidae.
AUGACAGCUGCUCUGACUAAACUCGCCUUCCUUGUGAUCCUGGCCUUCAUCAUGUGCCUCCCAGAGUUCUUCACUUUGAAUAGAGUGCUGCAUGUGUCGGUGGUCUGUGCACGGUCCCUGCUCUGUGGAGGGGAGGACAGCACAUGCACUGGACAUGAGGAGCACAAGAGAGCAGACAGGAGGAACAUGACCCAGGCAGAGUGCUACGUAUGUAAGGCAGAUGUCAACAUAUCAACGCUUCAUACCAACUGUUCAACACUAGGUGAAACCUUUUCCUUCGAAGUGUCCAUCACCAUCCAACAGAACAUCAUAACCUCAGAAAACCUCUCUUUGCUCGGCCACUACAACCACAGCUCCUACUACCUUGUUCUCUUUGAUGAAUUGGAGAUAAAUAAUAUGUCCAGAGAUAGUUUGGUGUACUACUCUCCAUCAGAGGACACAGACACCUACAGCUACUGCCUCUUCUGGAUUUCUAUACUAAGUGGAGGGCUGCCAUGGAAACCUAGUAAAGAGUGGAGGCAUGUGCUGUGGGGGGCCUGGGUCUCUCUGCUGUGUGUGGUGCUGCUGCUCAUCAUCAUCACUGUCACUCGAGAAAUUAUUUGCAAACAAAAAAAUCAAACGUUUUAUUUUUCAGACAAAGUCCAAAUUCACCCUUGUAAUUACGCAGAUCGAAUUCAGAAGAUUGCCGGCAAGAAACAUCAAGAUGUCAUCAAUAUCAAAGCUUUCAGUGUUAAAACACGUUUCACUCAUUCCUGGUCAGCAUUAUCUGCUAUCGAGGAAGUGGAUACACCUGAUUCUACUAGAGUUCAAUGA